CCUCCCAAAGGCAAGGUUUCAUGUUCAAACUCUUUUCCGUCUGCAACCACCAGAAUGGGAUGUGAGGCGCCCACCUCCCGCGAGGACUUUGAAAUCGGCAUUGUCUGCGCGCUGCCUCUCGAGUUCGACGCCGCCGUGGCUGCUCUGGAUGAAGUCUGGGGCGACGAUAUCCGGUCGGUAUUGGGCAGAGCGCCGGGAGACCGCAACACCUACCCGACCAUGGGCAAGGCCAACGCCGCCAUCGUGGCAAGCGACCUUCGUCACAGCUACCCGGGCCUGUGCCUCGCCCUGCUUGUGGGCAUCUGCGGCGGCAUCCCCAAGGCGGAUGGUAGGGAAGUGCUGCUCGGCGACGUCGUCAUCAGCAGCUCGGUUGUCCAGUAUGAUUUUGGGAGACAGUACCCCGACGGUUUCCGCAGGAAGGACGGGCCCCAGAACAGCCUUGCCGCACCCUUGGAGGAGAACGCGAGCAUCCUUUCGAUCCUGGACACGGACUACGGGAGAGACUCGUUGCGAGAGAAGAUGGCGUCUUUCCUCAAGAUGGUGCAGCAACAGCGCCCCAAGUAUCUCAUUCCCAACCCGGCUUCCGACAAGCUCUACCAGUCCACAUACCGCCACAAACAUCAGACUUCUCAUAACUGCGAGUGUCUUCACCACGACAAGGAGUCGGAUCCUGUUUGUGAGGAAGCCAUGGAAAGCUCGUGUCAGACGUUGGGAUGUGACGACAGCUACUUGGUCAAGAGAAGCCGCUUGGAAGAACGCCUGGUAGCGGUUGCUACUGCUGACGCAGACCCGGACGCUGCCGUGCUCCAGCCAGCCAUUCAUGUGGGCAAAGUAGCCACGGGUGACACGGUCAUGAAGUCAGGGGUUGGCCGUGAUCGCAUCGCCCACAGGGAGGGCAUCAUUGCCUUUGAAAUGGAGGCUGCGGGCAUUUGGGAGCAACUGCCGUGCCUGGUCGUCAAGGGGGUGUGUGACUACGCCGACAGCCACAAGAACAAGGCCUGGCAGGACUAUGCGGCAGCAACCGCGGCGGCAGCGGCCAAGGGCAUUGCCAUGUUGCACACGCCAGCCGACAAGUCGAGGUUCAGGGACAAUAACCCCUUCCGGCCCGAAUCCAUCUUGCCCUUCACGCCGGACCCUGAGUUUGUUGGACGGCCGGCCAUCUCGGCCUGGCUGAGUGAAAUGUCACAGCGGCGGGGGGAAAGGGUUGCGCUGGUCGGCCUCGGUGGCAUCGGGAAAUCCCAACUCGCCAUCCAGUUUGCGCAUGGAGUCCGCAACAAGUCUCACGUCUUCUGGAUCAACGCGACCACGUGGAGCACUCUCGAGACAUCGUGCCAUACCAUAGCCGACCGGCUGGGCUUGAAAUCACAAAGCCUUCCAAAGUCCGAUUCGGAGGAUGACAUUGUUGGCCGGGUCGGUGACUGGCUUGGCCGUGAGGAGAACGGGCGCUGGACUGUCAUCAUAGACAACCUCGACGACGCCUCGAUACUACCGGACGACGACCCGCAUCUCACAAAACUGCUGCCGCAGACAAGCAACGGCUUUGUCCUAGUCACGUCCUGGUCAACGGCGGCGGCCGAGCAGUUGACUGGGAGCGGUCCCCAGAACAUAUAUGCGGUUCCACCCAUGGGCGAGGAGGAGGCCUUGCAGCUUUUCCGAGGAAAGCUUAGGAACGGGGCGGCCUGCCCAGAAGAGGAUGGACGGGAGGUGGUCCGCCUGCUCGACUAUAUGCCACUGGCCAUCUCGCAGGCGGCAGCCUACAUCAACCGCCGCGCCCCGCGAGUGACGGUGCGCGAUUACAACGACAUGCUUCGCAACCACGACAAGAAGGGAACGUUGCUCGGUGCCGAGUACCAAGAGCUCCGGCGCUACGGGGUCGCCUCCAACUCGAUUCUGACCACCUGGAUGGUCACGUUCGACCAGCUGCAGCGCGAGCGGCCAACGGCCGCCGACCUCCUGUCCUUGAUGACCUUCUUCAGCCCCCAGUCCAUCCCGGAGUGGGUGCUCAAGUCGCUGUACGACCGCAAUGCUCGCAAGCUGCCCCCGUCCAAGGUCAGGGACACGGUGCCUCCUUCCAUGGCGGCACUGCUCUCGUCCUUCAACUCAGGGCGGCGGUAUUUGAAUCGUAACCUAGACGUCGACUUGAACUCGCGCGUCUGGGACGAGUGGAUCGAGUCGGAUCUCGGUCCCGCCAAGGGCGGUGAGCAGCAAAAGGCAGACCAGGCAAAGCAGCAUGCAUCCAAGGGCCGGUGGAGGGCCCGCUUGUCGUCCAAGGCCAAGGACUUGUUCUCGUCAUCCAAGAAGAGCAUAGGCGGCACCACGAUCAGCGAGGAACACUUGCCUGGCCGUACCCCCGACGCAGGCGACGCGGAUGAUUCCGACAGCGGUGCCGGCCCCGACGAGAGACUGGAGCGCGACCUCGAGACCCUGCUGGGGUACUCGCUCGUGACCCCGAGCGUCAUCGACGGCGUCCUCAAGAUGCACCCGCUGGUGCGCUACUGCACCGAGACGUGGCUCGCGCGGACGGGGAGGCUGGCCAAAUGGAAGAAGCGCUUCCUGCUGAUCAUGGCCGCCAACGCGCCCAACGUCUCCAAACAGGGCGACCGGUGGACGCCCCAGGCUGACCUCACCAUCCAUCUCGAGCCGCUCCUGCGGGACGAGCCGCCGCCCGACGACGGGCCGACGGCCAUGCUCUGGGUCAUCCUCUCCAUCUACCUCUAUUACCGGUGGCGCGACGACAAAUCCGAAGAGGCCGCGGCGAAUCUACUCGACAAGAUGACUACCGUGUCCAACAACGUCUUGGGGCCAGGCGACAGACUGACGCUCGCCUGCCUGAACCUCCGCGCCCGACGGCUUUCGGAACAAGAGAGAUACGCUGAAGCAGAAGUCGUGUGUCUGGACAUUCUCGAGCGGGCCGAGAAGGUUGGCGACGUCGUCUGCCACAUCGUCAUGGAGUCGCAGGUGCACUACGCCAGCAUCCUGCGGGCGCAGGGACGUUUCGACGAGGCCGAGGAGGUGACGCGGGCCGUCGUCGAGCAGCGGAUACGCCUGGACGGGGAGCGAGGCGACGAAACGCUGUGGAGCAUGGGCAACCACGUGGCGGCCAUGGUGCAGGUGGGCAAGUUCCGCGAGGCGAGCGACAUCGCCGUCAAGCUGCUUGAGGAAGACUGGGCCGGUAGGGACCGCCACGUCUACAAGGGCACCAUUACUGUCGUCGGUCAGGCCGUGCUGGAAGCGGCGCAAACGGGGAAAGGGGACGAGGUCGAGGCUUUUGUGCGCCGGGCGCUGCGGGCUGCCGAGAAACACCCAGAUACCUGCCGCUGGUUUGCAUACACGGUAUACGGGCCGUUUCAUCUCGGUCUCUGGGUGUGGCUCUACAGGCACGACAGGGACGACGAGGCCUGGGCCGCCAUGGACAGGGGCAUCGAGCACAUGGCCAGCGUAUUUGCCCUUCCGCGGCUGCAUCCGCCAGAGCUCCCCGAGAGGCUGUUGGCGGCAAAGGAGGACGACAAGGACACAAGACAGCGCUUGCUGCGGCAGAUCAUUGGGAACCUGACCCUUGCGGUGGACGAUGGGAGGUCCAGGGAGGUGUUCUACUGGGAACUGGCCAAUAUUGCCCGACGCCUGUACAUGCAGGGCCGCUACGACGAAGGCUCUAUGCUGCUUGAAGCCAUGGAUCGCCAUUUCAAAGAGGCGUAUGGGGAGAAGCACGAACUGACCAGGUCGGCCGCGGGCCUAGGCCGCGAGCUGGAACGGUAUCGUGACCGUCGGUCCAAGGAGAAAUCUGAAGACAAGGGAAACAGCGCGCUGUCUAGUUCCAUGCCGGGGUCAUGA
Messenger RNA from Parathielavia appendiculata, 3831 nucleotides. RefSeq lists its product as uncharacterized. The coding region runs from base 55 to 3831 and encodes 1258 amino acids. The record is from RefSeq and is a predicted model, not a curated record. Gene Ontology annotation, biological process: nucleoside metabolic process. The transcript is spliced from 2 exons. Gene Ontology annotation, molecular function: protein binding; ADP binding; catalytic activity. Lineage: Eukaryota; Fungi; Ascomycota; Sordariomycetes; Sordariales; Chaetomiaceae.